Entrophospora candida is the source of this 1032-nucleotide messenger RNA. NCBI's taxonomy places the organism in Eukaryota, Fungi, Glomeromycota, Glomeromycetes, Entrophosporales, Entrophosporaceae. The record is from the annotation of a GenBank genome assembly.
AUGUUUAUUGGCAUGGCUGGUCCAAGUUGCUCAGGAAAACGUACAGUUGCUAAUUGGCUUGUGACAGUUCAUGGCUUCACUUUAUUAUCUCUAAAAAAAGAUGAUCAAUAUGUUCAAAAUGCAUUACAUUUUGACUCAGCAGAAGAUGUUCUGUUAUAUGUUACAAAAAACUGGUUAGAUAACUUUGUAACUUAUGAAAUAUACAAUAAUACCAUUUUAGAAGUAUACAGUUGUCAAUCUAAUGGACAAGUAUAUCCUACAUUAGAGCAAUUUGUAACCGAAAAUGAUCGAUUGCUUUUUCAAAAAAUACAUCCAACAAACAUGGAAAUUUCAGAAUUAUACAGAAAUGAUCGAGGCAAAUCAUUUGGUUCAAUCAUCACCGAAGAAAAAUAUACAGCAAUUUAUAAUUUGAUUGCUAACGCAGAUUUAAACAUCAUUAAUUCAUUUUUAACCACGCAAGCUUUCUUCACUUAUCUUCAUAGUCUUGACAUAACAAAUCAAGAAAGGUUACGUCCAUCAUGGGAUACUUAUUUCAUACAUUUGUCAGAACUUGCUGCUAAAAGAUCUAAUUGUAUGAAACGCAAAGUUGGUUGUAUUUUGGUUAGAAAUAACCGGAUAAUUUCUACCGGUUAUAAUGGAACACCAAGAGGUUUGAAGAAUUGUAAUCAGGGUGGAUGUGAUCGGUGUAAUGAUGCAGCACCUUGUGGAACCGGAUUGGACAAGUGUCUUUGUUUACAUGCAGAAGAAAAUGCAUUAUUAGAAGCUGGAAAAGAGAGGGGCGAUGAGUGUAUACUUUAUUGUAAUACAUGUCCAUGUUUAGGAUGUACUGUGAAAUUGAUUCAAAUAGGAGUAAAAGAGGUUGUUUAUAACCGAUCAUAUCGAAUGGAUGAAAAAACUUCACAACUAUUAAAAAGUGCAGGUGUGAAACUGCGCCAACAUUCUCUACCGGCUAAAACUUUUGAGGUUAGAUUGCAAGAAGUCGAAGUCAAUACUGAACUAGUUGUUGUUGCAGAGGAUGAUGUUAUGAUGUAG